Messenger RNA from Amoebophrya sp. A25, 672 nucleotides. The record is from the annotation of a GenBank genome assembly. NCBI's taxonomy places the organism in Eukaryota, Dinophyceae, Syndiniales, Amoebophryaceae.
UAGGGAGCAAUGCGGCUGGCCCACACCAGCCUGGCAUUGUGUAUAGCUUACCAGGGAAGCCAUUGGAGAUCGACUCGCUAGUACUCCAGGGAGAAUUCACGAAAUUUUAUGGCUGACACAACACUACAUUUAAUAAGACCCAACUUAUAAGGGAUGUUUAACGAAUACAACACUACAUGGAUCUUUGGUAGGAUGCACUGCUUACAGGGAUGGAUGACGUAAUGGGUAUGGGAAAAAUCCUAGGAAUGGUCAAGAUUGGUACAUACACAAUCAUUAUUAUGGCUGUUACCAUCUUGGCUCUGUAUGUUGCUUUGCAGAGUCCUAAAAAUCAUAGUUGAGACCACUUCUAAAGUAUGAGCGUGAUGGUAUUUGGAGUGAGUCUGGAUCGAAAUCCCACAAGCUACGAAGACCGCAAGGCAUCGCUUCCGUUCAAAUGCAUGAGGCAGCCGCUCACAGAAGACGAUCUAGAUGUAGAGUGCAUCGACGAAGAAGACGGUAAAAUCCUAGAAGAUUCGAGUUAGAACAGAACAAAAAGUCACAUUUUUGAUUCUUGAUUAAAACUUUUAUAGUUCGCUUUUCUUAAACUUAAAUGUUGUGAUGUACUAUUUACAGGUGCCUCAUCGGCAGCAUUGACUGACCGCACGUGGAUCACUGCAGAAGACCUCGUUGAAG